This is a messenger RNA of Aphidius gifuensis, 2378 nucleotides long. Its product is annotated as pair-rule protein odd-paired. Gene Ontology annotation, biological process: regulation of transcription by RNA polymerase II; central nervous system development. Gene Ontology annotation, cellular component: nucleus. The transcript is spliced from 3 exons. NCBI's taxonomy places the organism in Eukaryota, Metazoa, Arthropoda, Insecta, Hymenoptera, Braconidae. Bases 372 to 1784 code for a protein of 470 amino acids. The record is from RefSeq and is a predicted model, not a curated record. Gene Ontology annotation, molecular function: RNA polymerase II cis-regulatory region sequence-specific DNA binding; DNA-binding transcription factor activity, RNA polymerase II-specific.
ACCCCGCCGUGACAUCAGUGUGUGCUCAGUCCUGCUGUGAAUAUGGUAUCGAACACACCACGUUGAUGUUCAUCUCAGUUAACCUUAAAGAACAAAAAAAAAAAAAUUAAAUUAAAUAAUUAUACUGUUUAAUGAUUAAAAUAAUUUAAAUAUUUAAUUCAUUUUUUAUAUACUUGAUUAUUUUUUUUUAACGUGAAUUUAUAUGAAAUAAUUUUUCAACGACAAAAGAAAAACGAAAAAAAAAAAAAACUUGAAACGUUUUAUAUUGGAAAAUUUGAAAAGUGUAAAACAUUGAAUUAAAGUGUAAAGUGUAAAUUGUGCAUUGUUAUUAAUUAUUUGGAUAAUUUAAAAAAUAUAAUUAAAACGUGAAAAUGAUGAAUUCAUUUGUGGACAGCAUGGUACCACCACAUGGUCAUCAUAUAACAAAUUUGGGCAUAAAAUUAUCACCAGGACAUCAAAGUGAUAAUAUAAGUGAUAAUGGACAAUCUGGUGAAUUAACAUCACAACAUCAUCAUUAUCAUCCACAAGUAUAUGCACAACAUCCACAUGCAGGUAGUCACAUGUCACCACAUAUGGGACAUCAUCCAAUUGGACAUCAUUCACCAUAUGCAGCAAGGGAUUAUUUAAUGAGACAUGAUCGUGAUUAUACAACAACAGCAAAUGCAACAACACCUGAAAGUGGUGGUUUAAGUUUAUUUGGUUCAUUACAUCAUGAUGGUACAACUAUGCAACAAUUUUCACAUCAUCCAAGUCAACAUUCAUUGGCAGCAAGUGGACAUUACAGUGCUCAUUAUCCACAAGAUACUAGAUUACCACCACCACCACCACAUUCACAAUAUAUUAAUCCACCAACACAUUUAACACCAUCAUCAAUACAUCAUCAAUCACAUCAUCGUGUUAGUCAUCCAUCUCAUCAUCAUCAUCAUCAUCAUGCACACAGUCCAUAUCUAACUUAUGUUAGAGGUGCUGCUACACAUAGACAUGAAAUAACAUGUUUAUGGAUUGAUAAAGAUUUAUCUUCAAAUAAAAUAUGUGGAAAAAUGUUUUAUUCAAUACCAGAAAUUGUUAAUCAUUUGGGUGUUGAUCAUGUGGGUGGACCAGAAUGUACAAUGCAUGCGUGCCAUUGGUCUGGUUGUUCAAGAAAUGGAAAAGAAUUUAAAGCUAAAUAUAAACUUGUCAAUCAUAUUAGGGUACAUACUGGUGAAAAACCAUUUGCUUGUGAAUUUCCAGCUUGCAAUAAGGUCUUUGCUAGAUCGGAAAAUCUUAAAAUUCAUAAACGUGUACAUACUGGAGAAAGGCCAUUUGCAUGUGAUUUUCCUGGCUGUGAUAGACGAUUUGCAAACAGCAGUGAUCGUAAGAAGCAUAGUCAUGUUCACACGUCAGACAAGCCAUACAACUGUCGUGUUUCUGGAUGUGACAAAUCAUACACACAUCCAAGUUCAUUGCGCAAACACAUGAAGAUUCAUGGUCCAUUGGGAGAAGGAAAACAGGGAUAUGAAAGUGAGGGUGAAGAAAGCACAAGUAGUCGUGAUAGUAGUGGUGGUAGUUUAUCUGUGACAGGACAUACAGAAUCACCACAACCAGCAUCAGUUGUAACUACGUCAACGACAACACCCUCAACAAAUGCAAGCCAUCCAUCGUCAAGGGUAGAUUCACAUGAAUGGUAUGUUUGCCAACCACCGAUAGUUGGACCUCAGCACAGCCCACUGCCCGGCCCACCACCUCCUCAUCAACUUGGUUCACACUUUCAUUCAGUCAUGCAUCAUCAAGCAACAGCAUACUAAAUAAUUACUUUUAAUAUUUAUAUUAUUCAUUCAACAAUGUUAAAUUAAAAAAAAAAAUAAUCAAAAAUCAACAUCAAUAAUUAAACAAAAUUGAAUUUUAAAAAUAAUAAAAUAAUAUUAAAAUUAUGAAAAAAAAUAAAAGACUUAAGUAUGCAUCUGAUUCUUUCAAAAAAAAAAUUACGUUAAUUAAAAGUAAUUAAUAAAAAAAAAUAUUUUAAGUGCAUAAAUAAUUUUUUUUUUUUUGCACAUGAAAGAGGAUGUACAAGCUUAGUCACGUGUGUGCCUCAUUUGCUUACCAAAAAAAAAAAAAUUAAUAAUAGUUAAAAUUGAUUAAAAAAAGCUAUAAAUAAUUUGAUAAAAAAAAAAAGAAUGAAUAAUUGGUUUGUAUAGAUGAAUUUAUUGUGACGCUUGUAGUAUAGUGGAAAAAAAAAAAAAAAUAAAAAAUUUUGGUGUUGAUCAUGAAUUUAAUCUUCCAUACCUGAAAAUAUAUAAAAAAUUAAUUAUUCAUAGUAAAUGUAAAGCUUCUUGUAUAGAUAUUUUCAAAUAUACAAAUUGUAAAUAAUUAUUAUUAGCUGAAAAUUGAGUAAAAAAAAA